Messenger RNA from Apus apus (common swift), 10110 nucleotides. It is a transcript of the gene PIK3CA, whose product is annotated as phosphatidylinositol-4,5-bisphosphate 3-kinase catalytic subunit alpha. Gene Ontology annotation, biological process: cell migration; phosphatidylinositol 3-kinase/protein kinase B signal transduction; phosphatidylinositol-mediated signaling. Gene Ontology annotation, cellular component: phosphatidylinositol 3-kinase complex, class IA; cytoplasm; phosphatidylinositol 3-kinase complex, class IB. The record is from RefSeq and is a predicted model, not a curated record. NCBI's taxonomy places the organism in Eukaryota, Metazoa, Chordata, Aves, Apodiformes, Apodidae. Gene Ontology annotation, molecular function: 1-phosphatidylinositol-4-phosphate 3-kinase activity; 1-phosphatidylinositol-3-kinase activity. The coding region runs from base 300 to 3506 and encodes 1068 amino acids. The transcript has 21 exons.
GUCAAAAUAAAGCAAUAUUGCUACUGUUUAAAUCUGCAUGUAAUAAUGUUUCCAUAGAGGACAAUUUCAGACAUCUUUGUACUAGUCUUCCUGGGUUUUGGAAAGACACCAGCUUGGCAAGCAGGAAAAUGACAGGGCAGUACUGAAAAUAUCUAGUCUGGGACAAUCUUACUGUCACCACACAGCAGGUUUGCACAGAAGCAAAGUUGGACAGGAGACUGCCCAGUUUUCUUAAUGGUUUGCUUGCACGAAUCACUGCUUGACAAACUUUCAGUACCAAGUUAUCUAAAGCCUUCAAAAUGCCUCCACGACCAUCAUCUGGGGAACUAUGGGGCAUCCACUUGAUGCCACCGAGGAUCCUUGUGGAGUGUCUUCUCCCAAAUGGAAUGAUAGUGACUCUAGAAUGCCUCCGUGAGGCCACCUUACUAACUAUUAAACAUGAACUCUUUAAAGAAGCAAGAAAAUACCCUCUUUAUCAACUCCUUCAAGAUGAAUCUUCUUACAUUUUUGUAAGUGUUACACAAGAAGCAGAAAGAGAAGAAUUUUUUGAUGAAACGCGGAGACUUUGUGACCUGCGAUUAUUUCAGCCUUUUCUAAAAGUCAUCGAACCAGUAGGUAACAGAGAAGAAAAGAUUCUUAAUAGAGAAAUAGGUUUUGCUAUUGGCAUGCCUGUCUGUGAGUUUGACAUGGUUAAGGAUCCAGAAGUACAAGACUUCAGAAGAAACAUUCUUAAUGUUUGCAAAGAAGCAGUGGAUCUCCGAGAUGCAAAUGCACCGCAUAGUAGAGCAUUGUACGUCUGUCCUCCAAAUGUAGAGUCUUCAUCUGAGCUCCCCAAACACAUAUACAAUAAACUAGAUAAAGGGCAAAUUAUAGUGGUGAUAUGGGUAAUAGUCUCACCAAACAAUGAUAAGCAGAAAUACACCUUAAAAAUCAAUCAUGACUGUGUGCCUGAGCAAGUUAUUGCUGAAGCCAUUAGGAAGAAAACACGAAGUAUGUUGCUGUCAACUGAACAACUAAAGCUUUGUGUCUUGGAGUACCAGGGCAAGUAUAUUUUAAAAGUUUGUGGCUGUGAUGAAUACUUGCUAGAAAAAUAUCCACUGAGCCAGUAUAAGUAUAUAAGAAGCUGUAUAAUGCUUGGUCGCAUGCCCAAUCUGAUGCUGAUGGCUAAGGAGAGCCUGUACACCCAACUACCACUGGACACCUUUACAAUGCCAUCUUAUUCCAGGCGUAUCUCUACAGCUACACCCUACAUGAAUGGAGAAGCUACAGCCAAAUCCCUCUGGACUAUAAAUAGUGCUCUCAGAAUAAGAAUCCUCUGUGCAACCUAUGUAAAUGUGAACAUUAGAGACAUUGACAAGAUCUAUGUUAGAACAGGUAUCUAUCAUGGAGGAGAACCUUUGUGUGACAACGUGAAUACUCAAAGGGUACCUUGUUCUAAUCCCAGGUGGAAUGAAUGGCUGUCGUAUGACAUGUACAUUCCUGACCUUCCCCGCGCCGCUCGGCUCUGCCUUUCCAUCUGUUCGGUUAAAGGCCGGAAGGGUGCGAAAGAGGAGCACUGCCCAUUAGCUUGGGGAAAUAUAAACAUGUUUGACUACACAGACACUCUCGUCUCUGGGAAAAUGGCUUUGAAUCUUUGGGCAGUACCUCAUGGACUGGAGGAUUUGUUGAAUCCUAUUGGCGUUACUGGAUCAAAUCCAAAUAAGGAAACUCCAUGUUUAGAGCUGGAAUUUGAUUGGUUUAGCAAUCCUGUAAAGUUUCCAGAUAUGACGGUGAUCGAAGAACACGCCAAUUGGACAAUAUCUCGGGAACUGGGGUUUAACUACAGCUAUGCGGGGCUGAGUAACAGAAUAGCUAGAGAUAAUGAAUUAAGAGAAAGUGACAAGGAGCAACUGAGAGCCAUAUGUACACGAGAUCCUUUGUCUGAAAUCACUGAGCAAGAGAAGGACUUCCUCUGGAGCCACAGACACUACUGUGUGAAUACUCCAGAAAUUCUGCCCAAAUUACUUUUGUCUGUUAAAUGGAAUUCUAGAGAUGAAGUGGCCCAGAUGUACUGUUUGGUAAAAGAUUGGCCUUCAAUCAAACCAGAGCAAGCAAUGGAGCUUUUGGACUGUAAUUAUCCAGAUCCAAUGGUGCGAGCUUUUGCAGUCCGGUGUCUAGAGAAGUCCUUGACAGAUGACAAACUGUCUCAGUACUUAAUCCAGCUAGUACAGGUUCUCAAAUAUGAACAGUAUUUAGAUAAUCAGCUUGUGAGGUUUUUACUCAAGAAGGCACUGACCAAUCAAAGGAUAGGACACUUCUUCUUUUGGCAUUUAAAGUCUGAAAUGCACAAUAAAACUGUAAGUCAGAGGUUUGGUUUGCUUCUGGAGUCCUACUGUCGAGCAUGUGGAAUGUACCUAAAGCAUCUGAGCAGGCAGGUGGAAGCUAUGGAGAAGUUGAUUAACCUCACAGAUAUUCUCAAGCAGGAAAAAAAAGAUGAGACCCAGAAGGUACAGAUGAAGUUUCUUGUUGAACAAAUGAAACGGCCAGAUUUUAUGGAUGCUUUGCAAGGUUUUAUCUCUCCUCUUAAUCCUGCACAUCAACUGGGAAAUCUUCGGCUUGAGGAAUGCAGGAUAAUGUCCUCUGCAAAAAGGCCCUUGUGGUUGAACUGGGAAAACCCAGAUAUUAUGUCUGAAUUGUUAUUUCAGAACAAUGAAAUAAUCUUUAAAAAUGGAGAUGACUUGCGUCAGGACAUGCUGACACUUCAGAUUAUUAGAAUUAUGGAAAACAUCUGGCAAAAUCAGGGUCUUGAUCUUCGGAUGUUGCCUUAUGGUUGUUUGUCCAUUGGUGAUUGUGUGGGGCUCAUUGAGGUGGUGAGGAGCUCUCAUACAAUCAUGCAGAUCCAGUGUAAAGGAGGCUUAAAAGGAGCGUUGCAGUUCAACAGCCAUACAUUGCAUCAGUGGCUCAAGGAUAAGAACAAAGGAGAAAUGUAUGAUGCAGCUAUUGACUUGUUUACACGUUCUUGUGCUGGCUACUGUGUUGCUACAUUUAUACUGGGCAUUGGUGAUCGCCACAAUAGUAACAUCAUGGUCAAAGAUGAUGGACAACUGUUUCACAUUGACUUUGGACACUUCCUUGACCACAAGAAGAAAAAAUUUGGUUAUAAAAGAGAGCGUGUGCCAUUUGUCUUAACACAAGACUUUUUGAUAGUGAUAAGUAAAGGAGCCCAAGAAUGUACCAAAACAAGAGAGUUUGAAAGGUUUCAGGAGAUGUGUUAUAAGGCCUAUCUAGCAAUUCGGCAGCAUGCCAAUCUCUUCAUAAAUCUUUUCUCCAUGAUGCUUGGCUCAGGAAUGCCAGAGCUGCAGUCCUUCGACGAUAUCGCGUACAUCCGAAAGACCCUUGCAUUGGACAAAAGUGAGCAGGAAGCUCUUGAGUACUUCAUGAAGCAAAUGAAUGAUGCUCACCAUGGUGGCUGGACAACAAAAAUGGACUGGAUCUUCCACACAAUAAAGCAGCAUGCUUUGAACUGAAAUGAAAGCAAAGAACACAAGAACUGAUGGCCCGCUUUGUGGGAACUGCACUGUUAAUACCCCUUAGCAGCAAAGACUGGUUGCAUAGGAAUUGCACAAACCACGAACAACAUUAGCAUUUAUGGCAAGGAAAGAGAUGAACUCUUCAGACAACUGUCAAAAAAUAAUGUAAAACAGGGUUUCAGAUAGCACUAAAAUUGUACACUUCAAAAAUUAAGCUUUAGUAUGAUGUGUGACUUCAUGUUAUGCCUUAAGCCCGAAAAGGUAGACUUGGAAGAGUGUUUCCUUUUUCCAUUUGGUAGGAUACAUUAGAAGGAGAAAGAAAAUAGUGCUAGCAUGAACAUAGAGUCCAUCACAUAUUACCUUAGGUCUGGUACAGCAGUAGGGACUAUGCUGGAUUGAGUAGAGUGGGAAGAAAAUUCAAGGGAUAGUGAACAUUUAAAUGCAGCAUAGUUUGAAGGGAGAGAGGUUUUAUUAAGCUCAAAGAUCUAAAAACAAUAGUGAGAGGACAGUGCCUUUUAAAUGUGCUCAGAGGCAUGAACAUUUACUGGGUUGAGAUGACCCUUUGAUUUCUGGGUCUGUCAUCUGCACAGUUUUUGAAAGCAGUAGGAAAUAGGCCCAUUCAGUAUGGUGUUUCUUCUGCUCAGUAUUUCUAGGGGUGCAAUUCAUACCUUCACAAAGAAACUCCCUAUCAUCCCCAAAAACUGACUAACCUGGAAAUUGAAUGGUCAGAAUUGGGUAUAGUGCAACAGAGUGUUGUAGUGUUCAUACUAGGUUUGCUUUAAUCUAACUUGAACUGAAUAGAUUUUUUUCAUACAUGUUUUCCAGAACCUAAAGAAAGGUGAGUUAUUAAAAUUAUUGAAAGAUUAUUUUUUUAUAAAGGCUAUUUAUAUAAUAGGAACUAUUAUUAAUAUAUAUUCUUUAUUUACAUGAUUUGUCCAAUAUUCACUCUUAAUUUUGCAGCCCAGUUCUAUCUGUCCAAGACUCCCGUUUCCAUUAAUGUCACUGCAGGUGACCAGAUAUACUCCUAGGACCAAAUUCAACCCUGGUGAAAGAGGACACAAGUACCAUUGAAGUAGUGGGAGACAGACUCACUAAUGCCAGAGGUGAACUUGGCCUAAGUUUCUUCAAAAUUUUUUGGGCAUCACUCUUCACGUUUCUGAAGUGAUAUGCUGGCUAUUCAAGGAACCUUCAUUUAAACCCUCAAUCUUUGGGUCCACCGUUUCUCCUCUUUCUUCCUCCCUUGGAAGUGGUUGUUUAAUCCAGUAACAGAAGAAUCAGAAAUAGCAAUUUAGAUUUUCAAUAUGAUCAAUAAUAAGCAGUUCAACAUACAGCAGAUGUGCUGGCUAGCUCAAAGCAUGCAGAGUUACCAAACGUUUUAUAGCUUUGUCUGUUUUGUGUGUGCUUGUGUGUAAUAUGUAUUUGUAAAUCUAGUUGUUGUCCUCUUACACAAUUCCAACAUGUGCAAUUGAUUAAAUUGGCACCACUUCUUGAAACUGUUCAAAGUACCGAGGAUUUCAGAUUGCCCUUAUGCACAACUUCAGGUAGGACUGUUUUUCUAAUUAUUAAACAGGUUUUUGAAUUAGUGAAGCCCAUGAUUCUGAGGGUCGUGUUCACCCUGACAUUUUAAACUUGCUAGAUUGGCAGCACUUGGAGUGAAUUCCAAAGGUCUGGGGCUUUUGGAGGUUCAGCUCGUUCACUUGCAAACACGUGCCAAGGUGCCACUCAAAGUGCAAUACCACAUGUAAUAUAAAAUAUGUUGACAGCUGGUUUUAGAUUAGAAUAUAAGUAUAUAAAUAAACUGUACUUUGUGCAGGCUGUACUGAUGAGGCAAUGAGUGGUUGGCUUCAUUGAGCAAACUGUAAUAUACUAAAAAUGUGCAAUCAGUUACAUUAUGAAAGACUUCGGGGAUUGUAAAGCCAAGACUUGGUUUUCCAAGACGCUUUCAUAGUCAAGAUCCUGCAGUUGAUCACUGCAUAUGUGGAUACUUGAUGUUGUGGGAGGAAACCUGUUUUUGUGAAAACUACAGAAGUUCCAAUAAUAGUAUGGGGGGAAUGUGAAGUGUUAUUUCCUUCUACUAAAUAUUUUGGAAUAGUCCAAUAGACUUCUCAUUACUCUGUUUUUUGACUGUUACAUAUUCCUUUCUGUUCAUAAGAAUAUUUUGACUCCUGCUAACCUUGGUCAUACUUUCUAGAGCAAAAUUACCCUUGUAUAUAUUACUUUGCAGUCAACACACUCUAAUGGUUUAGCUCUUUUACACAUGGCUUAGUUUCAGUUUAAAUUUGGUUCACAAAUCUGAAACCCUGUUGGCUGUAACUCUUAAUUUAACUGAGUAAAACCUGUACAAAUGCCACAUUAGGUGCUAUAUUAUCCUUAUUUAUCUGGUAUUGAAACAAUGCUUUACCUCAUUUAUCUAAGAGAUGGUCAGCCUUUUCUAGCCUGGAUGAAAAGAUCAACUCAAAUUUAUUGGAUGUUAUGAGCCCAACUUCUUUUGUAAUUUGCCCUUUCGUAGGCAUUUACUUCUGUAAAUAGAAAUGUCUUUCAGAUCAAGUAUUCCAUGUUCUGCACCCUUUUUUGCACAGAGAACCCAGGCUCUGUUUCCAAAAGUCAUGCAACUACAUGCUGUGCACAGGCUGUAGGAGUUAAGAACAUCAAAUAGUAAAAGAAAAGCAACUUCAUAGUGAUACAGACACAAUGUGAUUUGGGAUAAUUGUAGCCUUUAAAUACUAAAACAAAACACCAACUUGGGAGAAGCUGAUGGGCUUUAGCAGUUGUUCUUACCAUAACCAGGAUGGGCAUUUGGAAAACAUUCUGCCAGUGUUUCAGGAGAAAAUAAAAAAAGGAAAUCCUUUUUUAAGCUUCAAAGUGUUCAGCCCUAAUUACCUUACUGUAUUAUGCCAGUUUUGUGCUGAUGUAACUUCACUGAAGAUAGUGGAGGUUCUGUUCACUUACAUUGGUGUAAAUGAGAGGAUGUCGCCUGUUCUCAGUGUUAGAUGAUCUGCUUACAGACUGAAAGCACCUGUAACUGAGCUUUAGACUUUGUUACAGAGAUUGCUUGGAAUUUGGAUUUUCAUUUUUGAACUAUUUCCACUUCAUGCAGAUUUGAAAAUGUUCCCUUUAUUCUGAGAAUCAGCUACAUAAAACACUAAGUAGCUUAUUUUGAGCUUGAACUGUAUCUGAACACCUUGCUCCUGCAGAACUUUGUAGUAGGACAGCCAGAGCAAGGAGCCCAGGAUGGGGCCACAUGUUUUAUUACAGAGCAUUAGGAAAUGGUGAUUUAGUGAAAUGCAAAUUUAAAAACCAGUCACUUUUUCAACUGUGAAGCUAUGUUUGAUUUAAUGACAGAACAGGCUGCUGCUGAUUUAGCUUGUCUUAAAAAUAUAUUCUUUGCUUUCCUAAAGAUAGCAUAAAAAGCACCUGUACUGACCUAUAAAUGCACACUUUUCUGUCCUGAAAGGGUGCAUUAGUCGUUUUUCAUAGGUGAAAUGGACUUUAAGUAUAACUUCUAAAAUAAUAGAAAGCAUUUAAAGGAAACCAAAAUUGUUAGAAGUUUGGCAUCUUGUGGAGGAGAUCCAAGCCUGCCUAGUAAGGGCAAUAUAGAAAUCACCAAGCUUGUAGAGAACUUGGUAUGUGUUAACUGGUGGUGUAGAGGGUUGGUUAUGGUUUUUUCCAACUUCACUUUUAAUGUAAAAUACUAAAUGCCCUUUAGUGGUCAGUAGCCUGUGUUUUUGACAAUUUGAAGAUAUUUUCUUUGCUUUGUCAUUUUAUAACUGGCAUGUUCUAAUGUCUGUUCUUAGUAAUAAGUGUCAGUUCCUCCUGUUUUGCAUGUCUGUACAGGUUGCAGACCUGGGCUGGACCCAUUUGAAAAACAAUUAUCAAAAAAAGCCACUUGAAAUUACUGUUUUGUUGAUGAUUUUGACAUCUUUAAAAUGCUUCAAGUUAAUGAAAAUGGUGUGGUAUUACAGAAAGAAUUGUAUCUUGCUGCUUCUAAGAUUUAUUUUUUUUAAACUUCCAUUGUUCUUUCUCUUGUUUUAGUUUUACUUGAAUGGAAGAAAAGAACCACACUUGUUUGGUUUUGUUGGUUGUUUUGGUUGUUUUUUAAAUACUAUAUAGCUGUGGAUGUUGUUGCAGAUUGUUGAAUCCCAACUUCGUUUUGCAAUACAUGUUCCAUACAAAUAAUGAAUUUGUAUCUUUUUAUCUUUUUUUUUUUCUUUGUGCUGAAAGUUGUCUCAGUUUAGGUAAGGCUCUAUCUGUCCAAAAUCGUGUGUAGGUCACCAAUCCUGUAGUUGGUUUGGGUUUUCUGGGUGUGUGUGUGAGUUUUACAUCUGUUUAAAUGAAGGGAAGCCAACUGGAAACUGGAUAUAGAAGUUCUCUAUCUGUAUAUGUGAACCAAAUCUCUAGGUGCUCUGGGCUUUGGGAAAUUCUGAUUCCUCUUUAUGCUGAUGUAACACGGACUUCAUCAGAACCACUCUGGGUUCACAACAGCAGAUGAAAUCAAAAGUAGAUUAUAUGUUAAAGUCACAGAUUACUUAUUCAUAUGGCUUGGUAUGAAAGGUGCUCUCUAAAUGGAGGCAUGUUUACUAGCAGCCCAAUUUAAAACUUCACAAUUUUACUUUGAAACAGCCUUUAUUAACUAGCCUUUUCAGCUCUCCAAUUCAUAACUACUGUAAUUUUGCCUAUAGUUACUUUAAUUCUUGAGACUUCCAAGAUUUUUAUUGCAUGCCAGCUUAAAUGUUUCCUCUCCCUGCUCUUUUAUAGUAUAAUGACAUGUUGAACCUGCACGCAGGAAAAGCAGUUGUUCUUCAUCUGUUCUUGACUUCAGAACUAUAUGGGUUAGACUUUCAAAUGUAUGAGGCCUUACUCUGUUAUCAUUCCUGACCCAAAGCCAGAGGUGGAUCUCUGUCCCUAUAUUUUUCACUUUCUUCUCCAACACCCCUCUUCCCCAAAAAGGGACGUGUCCAUGGCGUAAGAGCAGCAGCAUAAAAUAUUUGUAAGAGAAGAUCAGUUGAAGCAAUGCUCUGCCUGUACUUUAAAGAUAGCAUUCCUAUUGGUUUGUAUCAAUGUGUCUUCAGCUUAAGUGUCCUUACUGUCAGAUGCAAUGUUCCUGAGGCAUAAAGAAGGCAAAAAAUACAGUAUGUUUUCUUGACUCUUCUGAUGCCAGUUCCCAGCUAUAAACUGGUUUAGGCACCAUUUAGUUCAGUCUAACUGCAUCAGUUUUGCUAGGAUCCUAUUAGAGUAAUAAAAUUAAACACAGUUAAACUUGACUUAAUUUACUCUUGAAAUAGCCUAAUUCAAGCAGAAGUUCUUUCUUCUAAGAAUCUUGUGUCUGUUGUAACUUGGUUAACCCUGAAGAGCCAAACACAGAUAUUCAUAGGUGCAAUCUCAUUCUGCUUUAUUUCUUUGGUUUAAAUACUCUUAAUCUAUUUCCAGGCUUUAAGUGUUCUGUAUUCUGAAUUUUCAACUGCUAUCCAAAGUUUUGUUUCAUUUGGGGCAGGGGAAAGAAAAGGAAGGGAGAAAGAGAUCAAUCUUUCUCUUCCAGCUGCUGUGAUCCAAAUUCUUCUCUUGUGAAGAUAAAUGUGGAACUGAUCAUCUGGGAAUAUCAUCCUUUCCCCUCUCUGCUUGUACCUCUGCAAGCUCUUAACUGUGAAUAUCCACAUAUACUAUUGAAAUCUACUUCUCUGGUGUAGAAAAGGAUUUAGUGUAUAUAAAUGGCUGCAGUCUGAUGUCCUGGAUUCUUAGGCUUAAAAUUUGGGACAUAUUGUUGUCAUUGCAACUGGCACCAUAAUUGCAAGAACUUUUCCCAGAAUCGCACAAAAAGGCUGAAGUUGUCAGAGACCUCUGGAGAUCGUCAAGUCCAGCCACCCUGUUCAAAGCAGGGUCAGCUAGAACAGGUUGCCCAGAACAUUGUCUAAUUGAGUUUAGAGCCUGCCCAAGAAAGAAGAGUCCAUAGUAAAAGUUCUUUUGUUUGUUGUUUUUUUGUUUUGCUUAAUGUUUAUAUGGAAGUUCUUUGGGUUCAUUGCCUGAUGUCCUUGCAUUGGGCAGCUCUGAGAAAAGCCUUGCCUUUUGUCUUUACUCCUCUCUGUCAAAAGGAGAGUUGGAGCACCCAGCAGUGCUUGAAAUAGCUUUUUAAAAUGAGACAAUUAUCUUUGAAAUAACCACUACUGGGGGGUGGGGGGAUGUUGCUGUGUGUAUGUCAUUCUGUAAUAAAGAUCCUGUGGUAAAGUAGUUAGAAUGCAAGACAUUUUUAGUAAUACUGGGCCAAAAAAACCCUAUUUAAGAUGCAGCAAGAUGCAUGUGUUGUCAUACUGAGAACAGUCUUGCAGUACUCUUUUUUUUUUUUAUAUUAAAGAAAACAACAACAAAACCCACUCCACAACCCUUUCCCCUCUCCCCCUUUCAAGCAACACAAGUUUGGCCUAUGAUACUAUUGUAGUUCAUGUUCAUGGGAAACUGUAUAAAGUCUACUUUUUAUUUAUCUUUGCUGUCUGUAUCAUAUGCUGUUUAUUAAAAAAAACACUUUGGUUUUUAUUCCACUUUUGAGUGUUAAUGUAUAUACUAACAACUAAAUUAAAAUAAUAUGGUUGGUAUGCUUGUGAAUCCUGAA